AUGGCAGAGCUCAAGCAUGGCGCCCAUGAAUGCGUGUUGACCUCGCCGGAGAUCGUCGCAGACGGCAUCUGCAACAUCUGCAACAAAGAUGAGCCUGUGGAGUUCGCAUGUGAUCUUUGUAACUUCGAUCUUUGCAGUCCUUGCUCUAAGCUACCACCAAAGGUAUCACAUAACUUUCACACAGAUCAUCCUCUAGAGCUUUGUGUAGGAAAGAUAGAUGGGGAAACUAGACACAUGCUCUGCUCUGGUUGUGGGAAUUUGUUUUCUGAGGCAUUUUACUAUAAAUGUAAAGAGUGUGAGAUCUAUCUUGAUUUGAGUUGUGCGGUCCUGACGAGCAUCGAAACGGCUUGGGAUGCCGAAGAGAAGCUACAUUAUAGCCAUGCCCACUUGCUUACAAGGUGUAGACCAGGAACAAAUGCUAGAGGCCGCUCUUGCCUUCUCUGUGAGCUUCCUCUUUCUCCAUCUGCUAUAUGCUACGGUUGCGUUCUAUGUAACUCGUUUGUUCACGAGGGCUGCCUUGAUCUUCCAAGAGAGAUUCAGCAUCCCGUGCAUUGGGAACAUCCUCUCAUACGCCUUGAUUUCACACAUAAUUGUGGUACAGGAAAGAAAUGUGACGCAUGCAGACUACCUAUCGAAGGUGUCCCGUUAGGGUGCCCGGAAUGUGGUUUUAAUCUACACAUGAGGUGUGCAGAUGCAUUGCUGCGAAGCUGUUUACACGACGACUAUCCUGAUCACAAAUUGUUUUACAGAGCUAGCGGUGCUAGUAAACAUCGUUGUGUCAUAUGCAAAGGAGGUGCUGUCAUCUCUCUUGAUUCCUACUAUCGCUGCAUGGCCUGUGAUUUUGAGUAUCAUUACGAGUGUCUUGAGAUACCGGAGUCUGUUGUUAAGAAAUCUUAUCACGUUCAUCCUCUAUUUAGCAAGACAUUUCUAAGCCAAGACGAUUCUAUGGAGUAUUGUGGUGUUUGUGAGACAAUAGUACAUGAGGGACAUCAUGUUUAUUCCUGCAAAGUAUGCGAUUUUGUGGGUCACAUUGAGUGCAUUACAAAAGAGGAAAGGCCUUUCCCAUUGUACUUGAAAGAUCUGUAUUCUUGUGGUGAAAACGUCCCAAGGCUAGCUCAUCAAGAAGAAUGUGAAACCGAAGAAUCAGAAAAAAAACUCGUGGUUAAUGAUAUUUCGCAUAAUCAUGUGAUGGAAAAUAACCACCUAUUAAUGGGGAACGGUAGACUAUGCGGCAUAUGUCAUGAGCAAAUAACUGGUAGAUUCAAGGAAUGCGAGACUUGUGAGUUCUGGGCACAUGAUUCUUGUUUAGAGAUGAGGCAACCAUCGAGGUAUAGAUUCCAUUUGAACCAUCCUUUGACACUUAUGCCAAGUCACCCUGCAGGAUUUGUUAUGAAUUGUGACACUUGCAAAGAGACAAUAUCUUCUUUCAACCUCUUCUGUCGCAUAUGCAAUUUUAUCAUAUGUACCAAAUGCAUGGUAAAAGCUAAAAAGUCACUUGGAGAAUUACAAAGGGGACAAAAGUUCAUCAGGUAUGACCAAGAAAAAUGUUGUCGUGGGAAGCAUAACGUGGUUCAAGUUCUGGUCUCAAGGUCUUAUCCGGUUGCUUGCACUAUUUGUAACGACAAGCUUUAUGGAAACAUAGUCUCAUGUACGGAGUGUAAAGAGAUUUAUCACUCUCGGUGUAUUGAUCAGAUUGCGAUGCUACGAGUAACGAGUCAUCGUGUUCAUUCUGAUCACAAAAUGAUAAUGGAGCUUGUAGAUCCUAAAUCCAAAUGCUCUGCCUGCAAACUUGAUAUUGAAAAGUAUGGCUUUUCUUGUGAAAUUUGCGUUAAAAGUUUCCAUCCUAAUUGCCUCGACGCUGUGGGUAUUAGAAAGAUGGAGAAUCACAAGCAUCAUCUCUAUAACUUUUGGAGCGAUGACGACUCGUCCUUGACUCAUCCCUGCACUGUUUGCAGUAGACCACGUGGUUCGUCCUUCUAUGGCUGUGAUCGUUGUAAUUUCAGUGCCCAUGCAGAGUGUAUUGGAUAUCCAAGCCAUGUGAAGAAUCAACGCCAUCGCCAUACUGUUAGACUAAUUCAUUGCAGGCGGAGGACGCCGGAUUGUUCUCUCUGUGGAUCAUAUUGCCGAGAUUGGCAGUACUUCUGCAUACACUGCUUCGAGUUCUUUCAUCUGGAAUGCACACUAUCCAUGGAUGACCGUGAAGCAGCAACAGAAGAGGAACAGAUUCAAGACAUCUAUCUUAUGCACUUAGAGCGUCAUCUUUUAGAUUUGUUACAAGAAUAUAUACAGUUGGACGGCAGCAUGUACACUGAUGAUCAAUUUAUGGAGAGGACUGAAUGGAAAAGAAAAUAA
Molecule: messenger RNA, 2352 nt
Organism: Microthlaspi erraticum
Lineage: Eukaryota; Viridiplantae; Streptophyta; Magnoliopsida; Brassicales; Brassicaceae
Source: the annotation of a GenBank genome assembly